AUGUUGCUGUUGUUUGGUGUUUGUUUGAUUCCAAGUGUUUUUUCUAAUUUACUUGUAAACCCGAGGUUCGACGACGAUCUAGACAUGUGGAGAGUCAGUGGGACAUGUAAUGUCGAUAAAUCAAAUUUUCAGUCUAAUCCAAAUUCGGUGCAUUGCACCGAUGACUCUGUUUCAAGUCGCACGGGGCUAAGACAAACCGUGAGUGGGAUGGAAACUGGAGUCAAUUAUAAAGUGAGUGUGUCGCUUAAGAUGAAGAAUGUAAAGAGCAGUCGAGUUCUCUUGUUUUUAGAGAGUCUAGACUCUAAAGACUCUUAUGGAAUAUAUUCAGACACUAUUCCAGAAUGUGUUAAUGGAAGUUGUUACGAUAAAUUCUAUACAUUAAGUGGUAUAACAACUACUCCAUUCACACAAAGCACGAAUGUAUUUGGCGUUUUGAUUCAUCCCAAUGAAGGUCUUGGGGAAAUCUGGAUUGAUGAUGUUCUGCUGGAACCGACUGGUCGUGAUAUUGUAUUAGGGUUCCAAGUCAUGAGUUGGAGGCAAGAAGUCUUCACUGAUGUCUUUGAAGUUCGCGUUGGGCUGGAUGUGCAAAACAGUGUCUAUCAGAAUGGCAACUUCUUAAAUUUGCAAAUUGCAGUUGUACAGGACUUAACAUACACGUUAAAAAAUACAUUAACCAAAUUUGAAAUGAAAAAUGAUGCAUACAACACUUAUGCAUCGUUCCAAGUCGACCCAAAGGACUUGGAAAUUGGAUAUUACACACUCAAACUCACGUGCGAAAACACAAAGUACCCCAACAAAGAGGUUAAAACAACAAUGUUUCGAAAGACACCAACUCAAAUCCACCACAACAUACACGUCGACAACAAUUUGAUCACUUGGAUGGACAACAAAAAGUUCUUUCCACUUGGACUGUACUUCGACCAAAUUACUGACACCGACACUUCACUCUUUAAAGACAGUCCUUUCAACUUAAUAGUGUCGCCAGGUGGGAUGACUGCAGACCAAAUUUCUGAGUUCAAUAAACAGACGGACGGACGUGGGUUUGUGAUUCGUCCAUUCACCAAAGGUGUAUGUUGUGGGUGUGGACAAAGUGACUUGGAUGCGGCUUAUUUGUGGCUGAAAGACAAGAUCAACGAAUUCAAAGAUAUCAAAGGCUUCUUCGGGUAUUACCCAAUAGACGAACCAAAGCUUGAUUGUUACGAGGAGUUCUUAAAUGCAACGCGAACGAUCAGAGAAAACGACCCAGAUCAUGUGAUAUACACUGCCAUCAAUUUAAGCAAAGAAAUAUCGACUUUACAUAAUCUGGUCGAUGUCUUUGGGCUUGAUGUAUACCCAGUCACUAAUGGUGGAUACAUAGAAGACGUGUUUACUGUUUCGAAUAGAGGAAGACGGGGUGUUGUUAAUGGAAAGAGUAUGUGGAACAUCCCACAAAUCUUUGACUGGACAAGAUACAAUGGAGGGACGUACCCUGUACCUACAGAACAACAAAUGAGACAGAUGACCUAUCAGUUUAUUGUUGGUGGUGCAAUGGGAAUCAUUUAUUACGACUUCACUGAUUUGCAUAAAAUGGAUUAUAAAACCCCAUUUGAGACACAGUGGAAUUCAGUGAAAAGAAUAGCAAAAGAGCUUAAGGAAGAGUACUCUGAUAUCAUUUAUUCCGAAGAAAAGCCCAGUGGUGUUUUUGGGUUUGAGAACGACGGAAAUAAUGUUGGGAUGAGAGUAUGGAGAUAUAAACAUGUGGAGUACGCGUUAAUUGUGAACAACAAAAAUAUCAAAAACUCAUACUCGUUCAAUUACAGUGGGGUGGGACAUAUAGAAAAGAUGACGGGACAAGGCUUAAUCAAACAAGAUGGAUAUACAGUUGAUGUCGAAUUGCCAGAACUCGACGUGAUAUGGAUUCGUGUUGCAGAUUCUGUUACGGGUGUUGCAGUAUUCAUUGCGCUUAUUUCAUUGGCUUCUUUGGUCUAA
This is a messenger RNA of Entamoeba invadens IP1, 1968 nucleotides long. RefSeq lists its product as hypothetical. Lineage: Eukaryota; Evosea; Mastigamoebida; Endamoebidae. The coding region runs from base 1 to 1968 and encodes 655 amino acids. The transcript has a single exon. The record is from RefSeq and is a predicted model, not a curated record.